AUGGACAAUACUAGGAUGAACUCCUUCUUAGAGUAUGCAAUUUGUAACCGUGGGACGGGCGCCUACCACCAUUUAGAGCAAAGCUCCCCUUCCUUCCCCUCGUGCUCAGGUAGCCCCGCCACUGACACUUUCAACGGAGACGGGCGCUUUGGCGUGGGAGGGAGCGCGGCCGCGGCCGCACAUCCACAACACCUUUACGGGCAGGAGCAGCCCAGCUACUUGCCCGGCGUUUACAGCAACCUCUCGCCUUCUCUAAACGAGGACAAAGACCCUGCGUGCCCCUCCGAGCCGUGCCCCAACGCCGGCGCCACGCAAACCUUCGACUGGAUGAAAGUGAAGAGGAACCCGCCCAAGACAGCUAAAGUGUCGGAGUACGGACUGCUGGGCCAGCCCAACACCAUCCGCACCAACUUCACCACCAAGCAGCUGACGGAGCUGGAGAAGGAGUUUCACUUUAACAAGUACCUCACCAGGGCCCGGAGAGUGGAGAUCGCCGCAACCCUGGAGCUCAACGAAACCCAGGUCAAGAUCUGGUUCCAGAACAGGCGGAUGAAACAGAAGAAGAGAGAAAAGGAGGAUCCAGCUCCAGCUGCUGCCUCUAGGUCUGCGAAGGAAGCGAGUGAAGCCUCGGAUCAGUCCAACUGCACCUCACCUGAGGCCUCCCCCAGCUCGGUGUCUUCCUGA
Chaetura pelagica (chimney swift) is the source of this 684-nucleotide messenger RNA. RefSeq names its product homeobox B1 (gene HOXB1). Gene Ontology annotation, molecular function: RNA polymerase II cis-regulatory region sequence-specific DNA binding; DNA-binding transcription factor activity, RNA polymerase II-specific. Gene Ontology annotation, biological process: regulation of transcription by RNA polymerase II. The transcript has 3 exons. NCBI's taxonomy places the organism in Eukaryota, Metazoa, Chordata, Aves, Apodiformes, Apodidae. The record is from RefSeq and is a predicted model, not a curated record. Gene Ontology annotation, cellular component: nucleus. Bases 1 to 684 code for a protein of 227 amino acids.